Scophthalmus maximus (turbot) is the source of this 3310-nucleotide messenger RNA. RefSeq names its product tumor protein p53 inducible protein 11b (gene tp53i11b). The transcript is spliced from 8 exons. The record is from RefSeq and is a predicted model, not a curated record. Lineage: Eukaryota; Metazoa; Chordata; Actinopteri; Pleuronectiformes; Scophthalmidae. Bases 277 to 846 code for a protein of 189 amino acids.
CCUCCCUCCUCCUCCUCCUGCCGCCGCCGCCGCCCGCGCGCUCCGCCAGACCACAGCCAGCGGUCCACUCGCCGAGGCGAACUCCGGACACCGACCCGCUCCUUCCUCCUUCCUCCUCCUCCUCCUCCUCCUCCUCCUCCCGUUAACCUUGAAGGGACUACUUCACUGGGCAUUUGGAGAGGAAAAAAAAGGAUAGUGGAAGCAGGAGCAUCAUCUUCCUUAUUUGAGGUUGAGAACAUUGUGUGGACUCCACCUACCCAAAUCAGUGUGUGCACCAUGGUGUCUAAACCUCACCCUCCUCUAAUGAAGAAGCACAGUCAGACGGACCUGAUUAGCCGCCUGAAGAGCCGGAAGAUCCUUGGAGUCGGCGGUGAGGAUGAUGAUGGCGAAGUACACCGCUCAAAGAUUAGCCAGAUGCUCGGAAACGAGAUGAAGUUUGCAGUGCGAGAACCUAUCGGGCUGAGGGUGUGGAUACUCGUCUCUGCAGUGGGUUUCACAGUCAUGGCCCUGAUGGCCCUGGUGUUUCCCAACCAGCUUUAUGAGGUUGUUUUUGAGGAGGAGCUCUCCUCCACGAGCAUCUCCAUUCGCCUUUAUGGAGGCGCGCUGCUUAGCCUGGCCCUCAUCAUGUGGAACGGUCUGUACACAGCAGAGAAGAUCAUCAUCCAGUGGACUCUGCUCAGUGAAGCCUGCUACUUUGCUGUCCAGUUUCUAGUGACAUCCAUCACCUUAAUAGAGAUUGGGAUCCUGCCCAAUGCUGCCGUGCUCCUGCUCCUCAGUCGAGUGCUCUUCCUGUCGGUCACUAUGGCUUACUACUACCACCUGGGCCGCAGGCCAAAGAAGAUCUGAGCUGCCUGUGUGAUACGUCCAGCGAGGGGACAACUGAGCAAAGAUCACAAACGUGGGGUCAGAAGAUUUGGAUUAUUAUUUGACUGGGACUCUGAGCUUUUCUUUUGCCAGUGGAUGCCCCCCCCUCCCUGCCCCUUACUAUGGCACCUAACAUAUUGUGACCCCCCCAGUAUUCAACAGAUGAGCAAAUCCUCACAUUCCAGACUCGACAACAAGAAUGAGACACCCCAUGGUGAAAGUGAGUUACUCUUUCACUGGACUGUGAGGUCCAGCCCCUCCUGAUACAUUCGUCCUUUGUGCAGUGCUGUUAUUCUAAAGAAGGAGCUAGCAGUAUGAAGUGCAUUGCAUUCUCGUAUAUAACCUAGUUCUAUGAUUUAAUAUGUACAGUACAGGGUCAUUUCAAAAAUCUGACUGUGUUGUUAAUGUACAGCUUCAUGAUUUCCAGAAUGGGUAUUGAGUAUUAUCUGUUAGAUAAAAAGUUGCUUCUGGACACGGCCUCUUAAUCAAACUCAAGGACCAAGAAUUUGUGCUUAAAUUUCUUUCCUGUUUGAUGUUGUUGAUAUUAACUCAAACUGUAUGUAUGCUGAAGUGAAGCAUGGGUGUGUAUCAUGCUACUCUGACUGCUCCCCACUGGACACACUAAAUGGAAAAUGCAUCAACUGUGAUUAGUGCAACAUUCAGGCGCAGUCAGAUAAGCUUAGUGCUGGAUGAGUGACAAUGAACCUUUUUUCUUACAGUGCUGAUAGCUUUCUUGGUCGGCACACCGAGGAAACUCCUGAAGGUCAGUUUAUACUCUCAAUCACGCCCACCAACCGUUCACACUGAGACUACCCAAAACGAAAUGCUGAAUCAAAUUCAUUUUUUUCAGGGAAAAGUUGCCUCUUUUUUUUUAUUUCUAGAGGUGUCGGUCAUGAGGUUCUACCAAAGGAAUUGUUUUGUACAGAAUACUUACACCGCUGAGAUUAAUAUAUGUAAUGUUGAUGAAUGCACAUGUGAACCGACUCGUAAAAGGGUUAUUCUACCCGUGUUGUGUGUGCACUGAUACGCAGGAUGGAAGCCCGAGUGAUCUUACAGAAAGUAUUUACCAUUCUCAACUUGACUGUAGAGCCAGUGUCUCAAGCCGAGCACGUCAGUGCGCAGGGUAAACAGACCUGACCUGGUUCCUCUUUAGUAAUGUAGCACAGUUUUUAACAAAUAUCAUAUCCUUAGUCCUGCCUCAUAUCUACUUUAAAGUACAGUCUUCAACACUGCAUCCUACUUCUUGUAUAUAUGUAAAUAAAAUGACUUACUAUUAUGUGAUGGUCGUGUGAACCGAACAGGGAACUUGUUCAGUAUUAGUUUGACGAUUUUCCAAGAUGACACUUGUGUUUUGACACCAUGCAUGCAAUAUUAUCCAGCAAAAGAAAUAUGGCUCAAACUGUGUAGCAAGCUGCCACCAACCACAACACAAAGCUGACAAAUAAAGAUGUUACUGGGGCGAAUGAGUGCAGUAGCCAAAAAUGACAUAAAACCAGAAAAGGAAAAGUUGAUAUAACGGGUAGUCGCCCAUCACUUAUAACACAAUGAAUUUGUUAAAAAACAUUUUCUACCUCCCAAUACUGACUCUGAUCUCCGCAACUCAUACUCUACAGCACAUAAGGUCAGUCAAAAUGACAGUCUAUAGAUAGUUUACUCAUUUGUUAAAUUCAACUUGAAACAUAAUUUUGAGUCAAACAAGGAACAUGUGGGAAGACUCUUCCAACGGUGGUCCACAUUGUUGUAAAUGACCGUGUUGAGUUCAGCCCUAGAAGGGAGUGGUCCUGAGGUCACAGUGAUUGUGGGUUUUGCAGUUGCGAGUCCAGUGCAAGGGCAGAUGUUGAGUUUUCGCUUCAGAUAGGGAACGUGAAACAUGGGUGAGGUCUCUCAUACUCCUGAAAAGUUGUAAUUAUCCUUUUUUCCAGUGUUUAAUUAAAUACAACUCUCCUGAGUGACACUGCGUGCCCCAACCCACUGCUCUGUCCUGACUAGCGUGGUAAUUAUGGAGUUCAAGAAAAAUCCUGUUCCAUUUCUGUAGAUACUAGAGGCCUCAAAUCAUCAGCCUCGUGAAAUGUUCAAAAGUCUGUAGGGCGGGUUAUUUUGGGAGAGAUGGGCAGUUCCAGGGGGAUGGGCAUCAGUGGGGAGGCAAAGAAAUGGCUCUUUCAUCCUCCUGGUUCUCUGACGUAAAUUAGUCAAGAUAUUACCUUGGUAAGUUGUGUCCUUGAAAUCUUAGAGGAAUGGUAAGUUGAGCUGCUCAUUUCCUCUGAUGUAGAUCCAAGUGAUAUUGCACUGUUGUGACUAGCAUACCAGGUUAAACUGUUCCAAGUUGUAGCAUUGUGUUUUUAUGUAGCCUAUAUAUGUGUUAUUCUGUACCUCAAAAAUGAAUUGUUAUGGAUUUCCACUAUUUACUUUGAAAUAAAGAACAUUAUCGUUUACUGUUGAAGACUUC